This is a messenger RNA of Beta vulgaris subsp. vulgaris (sugar beet), 1915 nucleotides long. RefSeq names its product glucan endo-1,3-beta-glucosidase 11. Bases 368 to 1681 code for a protein of 437 amino acids. Gene Ontology annotation, molecular function: hydrolase activity, hydrolyzing O-glycosyl compounds. The transcript has 3 exons. Gene Ontology annotation, biological process: carbohydrate metabolic process. Gene Ontology annotation, cellular component: plasma membrane. Lineage: Eukaryota; Viridiplantae; Streptophyta; Magnoliopsida; Caryophyllales; Amaranthaceae. The record is from RefSeq and is a predicted model, not a curated record.
UACUAUUAAAUGCCAAAAAAGAAAGAAUCAAGUAGCACCAAGUUUGCUACUUUGCACUUGCUGUCAGGAGAAACACUACUAAAGCAAAGCCAAGCAAACCAAAGCAGCUCCUCUCUGUAUCUCCCCUCUUCUCACCUCUCUCUCUCUCCUGCCUUUGUUCAUGUUUCUCAUUAACCUGUUCUUGUCUUCAAUUGGGUAAACCAGAUCAUACCCAAUUUUCAAUUUUCAGAAACAACAAACAUUUUCAGAGUUAGUGAUUUAUUUUGUGCAGAGACCAUUAAAUUUCUCUGCUUUUAAGAUUGAUCCAAACUUCUAAGUCACAAAGAGAUCUAGUUAAGUAAUAAAGCUUCAAUUUUUCAUCAACUUCAUGGAGUCACCAAGCAGAUAUAGAAGCACAAGUUUACUAAGAUCUCUACAUUCAUCAUGUUACUCUUUAUUAGUGUUAUUACUAAUCAUUCUACUUUCAGGUACAAUACCAAUUCCAGUGGUAUCAUUAGGAAUAAACUAUGGACAAAUAGCCAACAAUCUACCAACUCCAGACAAAGUAGUGCCAUUAAUAAAAUCCAUUGGAGCAACCAAAGUGAAGCUCUACGAUGCUGACCCAAAAGUGUUAAAAGCAUUUGCUAAGACAGGAAUUGAGUUCACAGUAACAGUAGGCAAUGAUUUAUUACCUCAAUUUGCAAAAGAUCCAAAACAAGCUAUUGAUUGGGUGAAAAAAAAUGUUCAAUGUUAUUUACCUGAUACAAAUAUUACUUGUAUACUUAUUGGUAAUGAAGUUUUAGGCUUUGAUGAUAAAACAUUGACAAGCAGUCUUCUGCCUGCAAUGCAGAACAUGCAUUCUGCAUUACAAAGCUUAGAUUUGGAUAGCAAUGUUUGGGUUACAACUGCCCAUAACUUAGCUAUCCUUGAAACAUCGUACCCGCCUUCAGCGGGUGCGUUCAAGCAAGAUUUAAGCAGUCUAAUGUCACAGAUUUUAACCUUUCACGCAAAGACAGGUUCUCCAUUUUUGAUCAAUGCAUACCCUUAUUUUGCAUAUAAGGCGAAUCCGGAGGAGGUUAAUCUUGAUUAUGUACUCUUUCAAGCCAAGACUAAUCAGAUAUUAGUCGACCCGGAUUCAGACCUUCAUUAUGAUAAUAUGCUGGUUGCACAAGUAGAUGCUGUGUAUUAUGCAAUGGGUCCAAAUUUCAAUAAGAAGGUGUUGGUUCAGGUGUCUGAAACUGGUUGGCCUUCAAAAGGAGAUGAAGAUGAAAUUGGUGCUACACCAGAAAAUGCUAAGAAGUAUAAUGGAAAUCUUAUAAAAUUAGUGAAAGCACAAAACAAGGGUACACCUAUGAAGCCUAAUUGUGAUCUUAAUGUGUUUGUAUUUGCAUUGUUUAAUGAGAAUAUGAAACCAGGGCCAACUUCUGAGAGGAAUUAUGGGUUGUUUAAGCCUGAUGGUACUGCAGCUUAUUCAUUGGGAUUUUCUACUAUUCAGGCAGUUGGUAAUGCAUCUACUUCUACUGAUGGUGCUACUGGACCUUCCUCUAUUGGUACUUUUGGUGGUGGUGGCGGCGACGGCAGUGGUGGUGAUGGCUCUUCUUCUAAUGGCUAUCUCUCCAUAUCUUUUUCCACGGAAAGAUAUCCUUCAGUAGGUCUCUCAGUUACUUCAUUGGUUGUGAUGGUUACACUAUUGGUGCUUUAGAUUAAGAUUAAAGAAGAUUCAGAGGCCAUGAAUACUUGUUUAGUCGGCGCCGAGCCCAUUACAGAUCUGGAAGAGGAUGUCGAUCAGAGAGGGAGACAGAGGGCAGGAUAGGAGACUUGAUAGUUAGGGAAAGGAAAAGGAGGGUUCUUUGCUUGUACUCUUUGUCAAUAUCAUUAUUUUUUUGAGUCAUUCUUGUUCUUUUUGACACUGCAAACAUUGGAUAUCUUUACUUUU